ACACUGGCCUUGACCUCACAGAGAUCUGCCUGCCUCUGCUGUAAUUAUAGGCAUGUGGCACCAUGCCCUACUAAUCACACAAACUCUUAAGUGACAGAGACAGCAUUUGACUCUAGACCAUCAUUCCCCCUCAAAAAAUUUAUUCACCAAAGGAAAAGGAAGCAGAGAAAAGACCAGCGUCCCAGAAGGAAGGUGACAGCAGUCUCUGGGGGAGGGACUGUGGUUUCUCUGAUCUCAGCACCCCCCUCCGCCCAGGCCCCACCCCUGCCCCUCCCAGAGCUGCCUAGAAGUGGUAGGUUAGAGCUCCUCCUGGGUCACCCCUUUCCCUUUGGGGAAAGAAUUACAGACCCAGGCCCUUUCUACCAGAGGACUCUUCUCCAUCAUCAAAUCCCUCCUGGGGGGUGGGGAGUGCAUCUUCCUACAUCCCCACCUACCAGACCUCCAGGGCCCGGGCCCCCAAAGCAGGUCAUCUGAGAUGACGGUCAAGCUAGAUUUUGAAGAAUGUCUCAAGGACUCACCCCGCUUCCGAGCCUCGAUUGAACUGGUGGAAGCUGAAGUGUCAGAAUUGGAGACCCGCCUGGAAAAGCUUCUCAAGCUGGGUUCCUGCCUUCUGGAGAGUGGCCACCAUUACCUUGCCGCCAGCCGGGCCUUCGUCGUCGGCAUUUGUGACCUGGCUCACCUGGGUCCACCAGAGCCCAUGAUGGCGGAGUGUCUGGAGAAAUUCACUGACAGUCUGAACCACAAGCUGGACAGCCAUGCUGAGCUUCUUGAUGCUACUCAACACACACUCCAGCAGCAAAUCCAGACUCUGGUCAAGGAAGGUCUCCGGGGCUUCCGAGAGGCUCGCAGGGAUUUCUGGCGAGGGGCAGAGAGCCUGGAGGCUGCUCUUUCCCACAAUGCAGAGGUCCCCAGGCGCCGUGUCCAAGAAGCAGAGGAUGCUGGAACUGCUUUGAGGACCGCUCGAGCUGUGUACCGGAGCCGGGCGUUAGAUUAUGCCCUGCAGGUCAAUGUGAUCGAGGAUAAGAGGAAAUUCGACAUCAUGGAGUUCAUACUGCGUUUGGUUGAGGCACAGGCCACCUAUUUCCAGCAGGGCCAUGAAGAGCUAAACCAGCUGGCUCAGUAUCGGAAGGAAUUGGGUGCCCAGUUGCACAACCUGGUCUUGAACUCAGCUCGUGAGAAGAGAGACAUGGAACAGAGGCACGUGCUGCUGAAGCAGAAGGAGCUGGGUGGUGAGGAGCCAGAGCCCAGCCUAAAGGAGGGAUCUAGUGGCUUGGUAAUGGAAGGCCAUCUUUUCAAACGCGCCAGCAAUGCAUUUAAGACCUGGAGCAGACGCUGGUUUACCAUUCAGAACAACCAACUGGUUUACCAGAAGAAAUAUAAGGACCCUGUAACCGUGGUGGUGGACGACCUUCGUCUCUGUACAGUGAAGCUCUGUCCAGACUCAGAAAGGCGUUUCUGUUUUGAAGUAGUGUCCACCAGCAAGUCCUGUCUCCUCCAGGCUGACUCUGAGCGUCUCCUGCAGCUGUGGGUCAGUGCUGUUCAAAGUAGCAUUGCCUCAGCCUUCAGUCAGGCUCACCUGGAGAACAGCCCUCGGGGGCCAGGCCAGGUCUCGGGAUACCAUUCCCCAGGCUCUGCCGCUACUCUGAGUUGUGGUGGAGCAGCCAGAGGAAGGGAACCUGGGGGAGUUGGGCAGGUGGCAGCCCAGGUACAAAGUGUGGAUGGAAAUGCUCAGUGCUGCGACUGCAAGGAGCCAGCCCCAGAGUGGGCCAGCAUCAACCUUGGUAUCACUCUCUGCAUUCAGUGCUCCGGCAUCCACAGGAGCCUUGGCGUUCAUUUCUCCAAAGUCCGCUCUCUGACCCUUGAUUCCUGGGAACCAGAACUAGUGAAGCUUAUGUGUGAGCUGGGGAAUGUUGUCAUCAACCAGAUCUAUGAGGCCCGGGUGGAGGCCAUGGCCGUGAAGAAGCCAGGGCCCAGCUGCUCCCGACAGGAAAAGGAAGCCUGGAUUCAUGCCAAGUAUGUGGAGAAAAAGUUCCUGACCAAGCUUCCUGAAAUUCGAGGGAGAAGAGGCGGCAGGGGACCCCCAAGAGGACAUCCUCCUGUGCCCCCAAAGCCUUCCAUCAGGCCACAGUCGGGGAUUGUCAGAUCCAAGUCAGAGUCCCCAUCUGAAGACAUAGGAAGCCUGCACCCUGGGGCCCUGCUGUUCCAAGCCGCUGGAUAUCCACCAUCUCUUCCUACCAUGGCUGAUGCCCUGGCCCACGGAGCUGAUGUCAACUGGGUCAAUGCGGGCCAGGGGAAUGCCACACCUCUGAUCCGGGCCACAGCUGCUAAUUCUCUUCUAGCCUGUGAGUUUCUCCUCCAAAAUGGGGCAAAUGUGAACCAAGCAGACAGUGCUGGCCGGGGCCCACUCCACCAUGCCACCAUUCUUGGCCACACAGGGCUUGCUUGCUUGUUCCUGAAACGGGGUGCGGAUCUGGGGGCUCGAGACACAGAAGGCAGGGACCCUCUGACUAUCGCAAUGGAAACCACCAAUGCUGACAUCGUAACUCUGCUACGAUUGGCAAAGAUGAGGGAGGCUGAAGCGGCCCAGGGCCAGACAGGAGACGAGACGUAUCUCGACAUAUUCCGAGACUUCUCCCUCAUGGCGUCGGACGACCCAGAGAAACUGAGCCGUCGAAGUCACGACCUCCAUACGCUUUGAUCCCGGUCCCUACCCACCCUGCUGUGGCACAUUUUCCAUUAAAGUCUCUCGGCUUUGCUUUU
This is a messenger RNA of Rattus rattus (black rat), 2760 nucleotides long. It is a transcript of the gene Acap1, whose product is annotated as ArfGAP with coiled-coil, ankyrin repeat and PH domains 1. The record is from RefSeq and is a predicted model, not a curated record. The coding region runs from base 476 to 2698 and encodes 740 amino acids. Gene Ontology annotation, cellular component: cytoplasm. The transcript has 22 exons. Gene Ontology annotation, molecular function: GTPase activator activity; protein binding. NCBI's taxonomy places the organism in Eukaryota, Metazoa, Chordata, Mammalia, Rodentia, Muridae.